UCCUUGCCUCACAGGUUGUGACAUGUGUGCUGAUAACCGCAAUGGUGAGUGCCCCAUGCAUGGGCCCCUUCACUCUCUGCGUCGUUUAGUGGGCACUAGUAGUGCUGCUGCAGCAGCACCUCCACCCGAGAUCCCUGAGUGGCUCAGGGACCUGCCCCGGGAAGUGUGUCUGUGCACCAGCACUGUGCCUGGUCUGGCCUAUGGCAUCUGUGCUGCCCAGAGGAUCCAACAGGGCACCUGGAUUGGACCUUUCCAGGGAAUCCUCCUCCUACCAGAGAAGGUUCAAGCAGGAGCCAUCAGAAAUACACAGCAUCUCUGGGAAAUAUAUGACCAAGAUGGGACACUGCAGCACUUUAUUGAUGGUGGAGAACCCAGUAAGUCAAGUUGGAUGAGGUAUAUCCGAUGUGCGAGGCACUGUGGCGAACAGAACUUGACAGUAGUUCAGUACAGGUCAAAUAUAUUCUACAGGGCCUGUAUAGAUAUCCCCCGGGGCACUGAGCUGUUGGUGUGGUACAAUGACAGCUACACGUCUUUCUUUGGAAUCCCUUUACAGUGCAUUGCACAGGAUGAAAACUUGAAUGUCCCUUCGACGGUAAUGGAGGCCAUGUCCAGACAAGACACCCUACAGCCAUUUAAUAAAAGUAACAAACUACCCCCUGCCACUCCACAGCGAUCCAUAGUAUUUCCACAGACUCCAUGCAGCAGAAAUUUUUCUCUUCUGGAUAAGUCUGGGUCCAUCGAGUCAGGAUUUAACCAGAUCAGUGUAAAAAACCAGCGAGUUCUUGCAAGCCCAACUUCAACAAGCCAACUAAAUUCUGAGUUCAGUGACUGGCAUCUUUGGAAAUGUGGGCAAUGCUUUAAGACUUUCACUCAGCGGAUCCUCUUACAGAUGCAUGUGUGUACGCAGAACCCUGACAGAAAUUCCCAACAAACCCAUAUGGGGGACUCCAGAAAGGGACCCUAUCAAUGUGGUCAUUGCUCCCAAUCCUUCUCCCAGCCUUCAGAACUAAGGAACCACGUGGUCACUCAUUCCAGCGACAGACCUUUCAAAUGUGGUUACUGUGGCCGGGCCUUUGCUGGUGCUACAACACUUAACAAUCACAUCCGGACGCACACGGGAGAGAAGCCUUUCAAGUGCGAGAGGUGUGAGAGGAGCUUCACACAAGCCACCCAGCUGAGUCGACACCAGAGGAUGCCCAAUGAGUGCAAGCCAAUAACAGAGAGCACAGAAUCAAUUGAAGUGGAUUAACUGAUUGACUGGUUGGAAUUAAACUGCAAGGAAAGUCAUGAUUAAAUGUCACGGACACUUAAGCAAAACCAAAGAUUUCCUCUGAGCAACUUUCAAUCAGUCCCAGAAAACCAAAAGCAGUAAUAAAAUAAGUAAGAUGUUAAGAGAUAUUGAUCCUGGCAUGGAAGUGAGACCAGGAAAGAGAUUAUUUAUUUAUGACUAGGGAUGAGACUUAUUUCAAUGGACAAGUUACCUGGGACUGCUAACACUUCAAGUCCCACCAUGUAUUGCUUUAUUUCUAAAAGCCUUUAUUAUUGUUAUUUAAUACCAAAGCGAGGAAUCUCAAGGGUUCUUCUGCCCAUAGUUAUGACUGAGAAUGCACAUGGACUUGUUUAUUGUUGCACCUUUUUUGUAGCAUGACUCUAAGGACCCAGAUGUAAUCCUUAUAUUUGGCUGGGUUGGGUUGGGUUAAGUUGGUUUUGACAUGGCUAUAAUAGAAAUUGUUGUCUGAAUAGUGAGAUGGAAAGUGAUCAAGCACCACAUCUGAGUUGGCCUCCUCACACUAAAGGACAUUUCAUUUUCAUGGUUCCAAACCUCACGUGUGCACUUUUUCUUGUAAAUGUUUUUAUCAGAUAAUGUAUUGGCACCGAAGCUCUGGGAAAACCAAAUAAGCAACCUUAUAUAUCUGUACAUACACAGUUGUGCAAAGAUGUCAGAAAGAAAGACAGUUUAAACAAAGGCACAUUUUAAAUAGGAUGGCAUCAUGGCAAUGAUGCAAAGUGUUUUCAGCAAAAUUGUGGUUUAAUGUUAAAAAACCCCUGUAUAUCUGAAUAUCCUGUUGUAAGCAGCAAAACAAAAAACUAGGUUCAAGUUUUCAUUUGGAUGGUUGAUUUAAUAACAUCAAUUCCAGCAAAAUGAAUCAAAAACCCACUUUACAGUACCCAGAUAUUUCUAUCAUAUUGGCUUAGGUUCACUUCAAGUAGUCCCAGAUCAGUUUCAACAAACUUGGGCUGAGCUUCAAUAUUGUAAAGGAAAUCUGAAUCCAGGUGACUCAUGAAUGGCUUCAGGCUUCAUUGCAGUCACUUCAGGGAGAUGUAUUUAAUUUUCUUUCAAGGCAUGAGUCUAAUUCUAAUUAACGUAAAAGAAGUUAUGCUUACUUAGCAAGGGAAUAAGUGUCUGCAUAAAGAUUCUAACACAAUAUAACAGAGUACUGAACGUGCGCACAUGGGAGAGGCUAAACACUGAAGUAGUGUUCUUUAUGAACAAGGUGCAGCUAACAUGGGAAUUGCACACUUUGGAUGAAAUUCUGCCACAUUAAAGUCUCUGGGAGUUUUGCCAUUUAUUUCAAAAGGACCAUGAUUUUACUCUUAAUUUGUAUGGUGCUAGAGGUUAAAAAGAUGCCCCUUUGAACCAAAUUCAUAUUUAAUAAAAGAAAAAAAUAAUAAAUGUUUGCAUGCGAGUAAAGUCUUUUGUGGAGGGUGGAGUAUUUGUCAUGUUUUACACAAUCUUAUAAAAGUGCCUAGUCCUUACGGAUUAUAGACACUGCUGUUGUAUCAUCUCAUCACAUAUUUGACAGUACUCCCUCACUGAGUUCAGUGAGGACUUCUGUUCAAAACUGGUUGCACAAUAUAGCUAAAAGCAGUGCCUUUCUUAAUCAAUACCAUCAAACAGCACUACUAGUCUUUUUUCAUACCUAUCAGUUGAUGAUACUUCGUGAUAUGCUAAAACGGUAAAACAAAAUGUGAGUGCAAGGCAAGCCAGGACACAGAUCUGGCACCAAUUAAGACAAUGGCAAUAAUCCUAUUAGCUUCAAUUCAGCUAGGAAGUCACACAACGUAUAUAGUAAACAAACAUUUUUAGUAGCUACGUGCACAAUAGGAUGCCAUUUGGAAAAUGACUGUGCUGCCUACCUCCAAGGCUGAACUCACUGGAAUAAGGAAAUUCAGUGCUGAAGAAAGGGAUAUUUGGAAAAGUGGGAGCUGGCACUGGCAAAUGAAGGUCAAUGAGAGUAUGAUAUAUAACCCAUUCCCAGGGCUAACCUAUUUUUUUGGUGACAACAUCUUGGCUUUGUUAAGUCUCCCAGUUUAUCAUGGUAUUACAAGAGAUUGCUGGUCAUUUGGAGCCAUAUGUCCUUUGUAUCUUAUCUCUAGCAUUGCUGAACACUAACUGUAUGAAAGCAAGGUACUUAUUUGUCAACUUCUACAUUGUUUUUCCCUGUUGUACCCAUACUGGUAUGAUCUUACAGAGAGGUCUGUUGGAAAUUUUCACAGCAUCACGCUCAACUUUUCAUGAAAUUGUUUCAUUUCACCAAAAAACUGCUAAAUUUUCUUCACUCAUUUUCAGUCAAAAUGGUCCUCUUUCAGUAUUAAAAAACCUUGGUAUAUUUUAGACUUUAUAACUUCAUUUAACCAAAGAUCAACUUUGCUUUAAACUCCCAGCAUAUUUAAGCUUUGGGUGUUUCAGAGCUAAAAAUGCAAUUUUAUAAAAAUGUAAAAAAGCCAGGUUUUAAGUCUUGAUAUGUCAUACUGCAAAAUUGUAAUUUUAUUUUGUGAACUGCUGUGAAGAAAAAUAGCUCCAUUAUUUUUACCUAGUUCUAAUUGUAGGGUUGUUCUUAUAAAUGCUCAGUUGAUUAUUUGAUCAUUUUAAAGGAAUUUAUGGGGAGGGUUUUGUUUUUCAACAAAUAUAAGAAAUUAAAUACCCAGUCCUGUAAAAGGCUGAGCAGCAUUAACUCUCAAUUAAUUUAUAUAGUCCCUGCCUGAAUUUUGCAAAGAAAGAAAAGGGAAAAAUAACACAGUAAAAUAUAAAUUAAAAAAAAAAAACACAGUAUAAAUCUUGGGCAUAGCUAUCUUAACUGUGUCCCUUUUGUUACGUUUUUAUAUUCUGCAUUACAGUUUACAAUUUUGCCAAAAAGUAACUUUUAGUGCGACUACCAUGUUUUGCUGUGUGGGCAUCAAAGAUGCAAACUACUUUGAGAAAAGUUGCUUCUGUUAAUGUUCCAACUUCUACAGAAUUAGCAAAUAGCUUAUCUAGAAAAAAUGCACAUCUCUUUUGAGUUUCCACUAUUUGAAUGUUGGGUAAAUGUCCAAAUUUAUGGACGCUUAUCUGAAUUUAUUAUUUGAACUACCUGAGAUUCUAAUCUGCUACAAACUGGUAUUUCUGUAGGAGGAGAUCAAAGACGUUGGGUAUCAACAUUGUAAUUUAAAGAUCAGCACUCAGGGCUCAUUGUGUUCAGAGCACAGAUUGACUUGAGCAGCCAUAGCUACUUUACAGAAACUGUUUCUAAACCUUUCAGUACAUCUCUAGUGGUAAUAUGAUGCUUGCAUGUUAUUUUAAUAGCACAGUAUAAAAUAAUCUCACUAGAAUGAAGCACUCAUAUUUACCACUUGAACAGAGCAAGUUUCACAUGAUCUCUGUAAAAUAUGCAGGCAUUUCAGAGAAAACUACAGAGAUGAACAGAUUUUGCAUCAAACUUAGGCGGGAAAUGAGAUAUGUUAAAGUCUGACAAACAAGUUAUGUUAGCCAUCUCUAUUGCUGUAUUAUUGAACCAUUCUCUCCUAUUUCUGUGAGGUGAAAUCAGUGGUAGUUUAGAGCCAUCAGCAUCUCAGCAAGUAAGACCUACAUUUUGUAAUUCUUUUUUAAGGCCCUGAUCCAGCUAACACUGAAACAUAUGCAUAAAAUUACAGAUGAGCAUAAGGCUAUUGCUGAACUUGGAUGGCCUUAUUCCUGACCUUAUAAUUAUGAGCUAAAAUGAUUUCCUAAUGAGGGUCUGCAUCAUUUUAAGCACACCAAAGUAUAAUUUCUGCAGAAAUCAUCUUGUUCUUCCAGAUAACAUUUUCUUAUAUUUGUUCAUCUUAAAUCACUAUGUUGUGCCAGACAAGCAAUACAGUUUUAAUUACUGUAUUGCUUUCUCCAAGACACUUUUAUAAAAUGGGUGGUGGCGCAUAAAUACAAUUCAGUGGGAAACAUUCCCACUCAUAAUUUUAUAGCUGGUGUCACUCUUCAGCAACACGAUGCAACACUGUAUGUCCUGCUGAAAAUCAACAAGCUGAAACAUCCUGAAUUGGAUUAAACAACAUCCAGUUGCUUUCUGCUCUUGCUGAAUGGUGAGCAAGCUUUGUUCAGGUAUGGAUGGCAUAAUUAGGCAUUUGGAUCCAUUAAGAACGUAAUCUUAUGUGCUUGAACAGAGUGAGUGAAAGCAGUGAGUGAAGUAUGAUUACCUCAAAAUGUAGUCAUUAUGUGCCUACUUUUUCUGAAGCUCUUAUGAUUGGCUUUGAAGCUUGGUAAAUAUGUGCAAAAGUCACACUUUCCAAUCUUGAGGCAUCUAAAGCCUUUCCCCCAACAAGUAAAUGUGUAUUUUUCUAAUUUUGUGCAGCACACAGAAUGAAAUAUCAUAUACACAUAUAAAUGCCCUUCUCAGAAAAUCUUGAGGUCCUCUGUGAAAACACAAGCAGGAUCCCAAAUAACAUGACACUUUUGGAUACAAAAAUGACUGUCUUUCUUUGAAAAACAGAAUUUUGAAUAACGUAACAAUUACAGUAAACUCCUUAAAGGCUCUGAUGUGUGGGUUGGCCACAUUUUUUGGUAUCCUUAUCUCUCUUUUUAGUACCUAUUUAUCAUUUGUAUGGUGCUGUUAGUGUAUGUGGUGCUGUCUUAUAAGUGCCAAAUAUGGUUUCUAAAUGAUAAAUAUUUGAAAAUCAAAAACGUGGCAAGUCAUCUGUUUCUGAAAGUUAUAUAUCGCUAUGACUUAUUUCCAAUUUAUCAUUAGUGCACUUCUUUGUUGCAUCCAAAUCCUUGCUGUGUAUGAGUUCCCAUAAAUUAAAAUAUGUUGAACAGUGUGCAGUCUUUUAUCCACACUCAAUUUUUGAAAGUUUAGACAUGAUUAAGCCAAACUGAAAAAGGGCAAAUCCCCAUGCAGUUAAUGUAGAAUAUUCUGGAAGGGUCCUUUGUUGUAAUAAGAAUAAUAAUGACACUGUAAUUAGAAUGGUAAACAGCUUGCUUGCAUUUUUUAAACUUCAUAAAAUUGCAUCUUUUUUUACUGCCAAGGACCAAUUAUGUCAUGCAUGUAGCUGUACUCUUGUGAUAUAAAAUGUAAAGAUACCGUUGUGUUUAAAUGA
Messenger RNA from Gavialis gangeticus (Gharial), 6342 nucleotides. It is a transcript of the gene PRDM6, whose product is annotated as PR/SET domain 6. The transcript is spliced from 7 exons. Gene Ontology annotation, cellular component: nucleus. Bases 23 to 1249 code for a protein of 408 amino acids. Gene Ontology annotation, molecular function: histone methyltransferase activity; protein binding. NCBI's taxonomy places the organism in Eukaryota, Metazoa, Chordata, Crocodylia, Gavialidae. The record is from RefSeq and is a predicted model, not a curated record.